This is a messenger RNA of Knipowitschia caucasica, 537 nucleotides long. NCBI's taxonomy places the organism in Eukaryota, Metazoa, Chordata, Actinopteri, Gobiiformes, Gobiidae. The record is from the annotation of a GenBank genome assembly.
AUGUUAUUGGGAGGGGAUCAGCAGGAGGCUGCGCAGGAGGAGGCUGAGCAGGAGGAGGCUGUGCAGGAGGAGGCUGCGCAGGAGGACGCUGCGCAGGAGGAGGCUGCGCAGGAGGAGGCUGCGCAGGAGGAGGCUGCGCAGGAGGAGGCUGCGCAGGAGGAGGCUGCGCAGGAGGAGGCUGCGCAGGAGGAGGCUGCGCAGGAGGAGGCUGAGCAGGAGGAGGCUGUGCAGGAGGAGGCUGCGCAGGAGGAGGCUGCGCAGGAGGAGGCUGCGCAGGAGGAGGCUGCGCACGAGGAGGCUGCGCAGGAGGAGGCUGCGCAGGAGGAGGCUGCGCAGGAGGAGGCUGCGCAGGAGGAGGCUGAGCAGGAGGAGGCUGUGCAGGAGGAGGCUGCGCAGGAGGAGGCUGCGCAGGAGGAGGCUGCGCAGGAGGAGGCUGCGCACGAGGAGGCUGCGCAGGAGGAGGCUGCGCAGGAGGAGGCUGCGCAGGAGGAGGCUGCGCAGGAGGAGGCUGUGCAGGAGGAGGCUGUCGGACUGUAG